CCACAACCAACAUGCCAGGCCGCCUUCAACACAAGUCCGCUGUAAUCACCGGUGCAGGCUCCGGAAUCGGCCUCGAGUCCUCACUUCUCUUCGCCCAGGAAGGCGCCAACCUCAUUCUCGUCGACGUGAACCUCCCCAACGCAGAAAAGGCCGCGAGUCUCAUCUCCGAACGGUUCCCCAACGUCAAAGCGAUUCCCUUCAAGGCUGAUGUGAGCAAAGAAAGCGAGGUUGAGGCGGCCAUCGCCCUGGCUGUGAAGGAAUUCGGGAGGUUGGACAUCAUGUUCAACAACGCAGGAAUAAUGCACCCCGAGGAUGACAACGCCCUCAACACCGAGGAACGAAUCUGGGACCUCACAAUGGACAUCAACCUCAAAGGUGUCUGGUGGGGCUGCAAACACGCCAUCCUCGCCAUGCGCAAGAACCCAACAGACGAGUCUAAAGGUCUCCGUGUUGGUGGAAGCAUCAUCAACACCGCGAGCUUCGUCGCUAUCAUGGGUGCUGCUACGCCUCAACUCGCUUACACCGCGUCAAAGGGUGCCGUCCUGGCCAUGACACGAGAACUAGCUAUGGUCCACGCGCGUGAAGGAAUCCGCCUCAACUCUCUUUGCCCUGGACCCCUAAAGACGCCCCUCCUCAUGGACUUCCUCAACACCGACGAGAAGAAGCAACGCCGUCUCGUUCACCUGCCCAUGGGUAGAUUCGGCGAGGCAGUUGAGCUCGCCAACGCAGCUUUGUUCCUCGCUUCCGAUGAAAGCAGCUAUAUCACCGGCACCGACUUCAAGGUCGACGGAGGCCUCUCCUCCGCAUACGUCACUGCCCUCGGUGAACCAGCUCUCCCUCCUCCCGCAAGCCUGGUCAAUGCUGCUUAA
Coprinopsis cinerea okayama7#130 is the source of this 869-nucleotide messenger RNA. Its product is annotated as short-chain dehydrogenase. The transcript has 10 exons. NCBI's taxonomy places the organism in Eukaryota, Fungi, Basidiomycota, Agaricomycetes, Agaricales, Psathyrellaceae. Bases 12 to 869 code for a protein of 285 amino acids. The record is from RefSeq and is a predicted model, not a curated record.